AUGAGUGUUGUUGCCAGUAGACCAGGGAACCCUGCUUUGCCCUACUCAAUCCCUCAGGAUGCGGCGGCUUGCAAGGAGUUUGCCGUCACGGUGCAGCCGGUAGCCUCGAGAACUUCCUCCGUCUCUUCUUAUCGCACCAAUUAUACCACCUCGACCGCGCCAACGGGGUACACGCCUUCGUCGCCAGCCUCGUCCUAUCGCCAAUUCGACUCGCAAGGAUCAAUUCCUAAAUACGUCGAGCCUGUUCAACGGCGAAUCCCUCAGGAGGUGUACGAUGUGAUUUUGAACGGCCUGGAAACUCUGCACAAGGCGCCGCACCAGACAGGUUGUACAACAUGUUUUCAACGCGACCUGCAUGCCUUGUCCUUGACCUGUCGGUCAUGGGAGAAGGCCGUCCGAGGACGACUUUAUACACAAAUUCAUAUUGUCGGGAACGAUUCCCCGGCUCAAUUGAAGCGGUACCGUCUUAAGAGGGGUAGCCGUUUGAAGUUGCUCAGACGCACUCUGCGCGAACGGAAUAUGCUGGCCAAUCUUGUUCGCGAACUACGCGUUCCCCAGAUGGAUCUGCUCUUCACCACAACAAAGCAAAGCGCGCAAUGGCAAGAAUAUCGAGAUUUGGUAGCGUCUGUGGUGAUGGUGUGCCCGAACUUAGAACGACUUCUGGGCUUGUCCAUCCCUUACCACCACGAAUUUGACCGCCUGACCUAUGCCCUGUCAACGCGCAAGCGACUGAAGGAGCAUACCUGGGUUCUGGGCGAAGCGGCAGAGGUUACAGAGCUGUCUCCUCGAGGCGACUCCUGCCCUGGCAGCUUGGGACCUUCUCAAAUGUUCGAGUUCCUGGAUUACCAUGUUUCAUGGAGUAACUUGGAGACGUUGAUGCUGUAUGGUUUGAACGGAAACGGUGCUUUGGAGCCAAGUAUUUUCCUGCGCAUGUUCGAUCUUCUGCCCUCGCUACGAAACCUCUGCAUCACGUCUUUCAAUGAGGACGCGUUUGCGGAUAGCACUUUGCUGUGUCUGCCCCCACUGGACUCUUUGCGGUUGGAGAACCUGCCCGGUGUGACUGAUGCUGGUAUUGCACAAUAUGCCAUGCGACCAGAGUCCCAGUCGCUCAAGUCUUUUGUCAUGGUGGAGCAGAACAUUGAAUCAUUGCUGGUCAUUUCCAAGGUUCUCGCGUCUCUAAGGCAACUUGAGCGGUUCAAGUUUGUCCAAAGUGAGAAAUGCCCUACUCUGGAGGACGAAGGGAUGCCUCAAGUUCCUUCACUGGGACGUCGCCUGUCCGGACCCCGGUACGGCACUCACUCAACUCGACCACCCCCUUUCCAACAACCUCCGAAACACAUCGAUACCCCCAACUCCCAUCUCGCCCAAAGCAUUCUCGCUGCCGGCUUUCCGUGCCUCGAAACUAUUCGCGCACCCAACGACGUCCAGCCUCCGGGUGCAUUGCAGGCCGUGUGCCGACCCAUUCCCAAGGGCCAAGCACUACUGCGCCCGGACCGAUAUAGUCUACCUCGAAGCUCGCAUGGCUCUGUUAGUAUUCGACCUCUUGCAUUGCCGGCCGGAAACAACUUGACCUCGUCUCGAAUUCGCGCGCAAACAUUCAUCGACAUGGCCGCCAAGGACACGGAAACAGGCAUGCCGGUGGUGAUUGAGGAUUACUCUGAUGAGUAUGUCCCUGACAAUGCGUUGGCUGGAUCCUUCGAAGAAGAGCCGGAACCUGAGAUCGAUGAUUACGGUAUCUGGGCUGCAUCCGAGCGGUAUAAGCAUGCACCUCCCGAGCCAGAAGGUGAUGCGCCAAAGUUGGUAUACAGAUUUCGGAUGCCUGCUUUCAUGGGUCGUUCGGGAGUCAUGGAUCCGGUGACAGGCGCUUCGAUUCCCCGAUUCCUUCUUCGUCCCGAUAUUUCCGGCCAGGAAACAGAAGGAGGUUUGAUUGGGUGGAAGCAGCUCCUUGCAUCCAACCAGUCACUAUCAUAUGCCGCCGGCAUGGGUGUAAAUUGCUUUGAUAACAAAGACAAACCCACCUUCAACCCACCGAUUGAGGAGAUUGCGUCUCCUUCAUCCACAACCACCUCCCGAUUUGGCUGGGGAAGCCUGGGCGGCCGGUCGACCGGCACUCCUGCAACCCCUACAACCCCGAUCACUCCAAUGAGCAGCGCACCGUCAGCGGCUCUACCCUGGGAAAAGGACACCUGCACCGGCUCUUGGAACCACAAAACGGGACGGGACUGGUGGUUCCAUAUGGAGCGCGAUCGUCCUGGCAACUCGGAGCUUAUCGACGUGAAGCAACUCUUCUAA
Messenger RNA from Penicillium argentinense, 2292 nucleotides. RefSeq lists its product as uncharacterized. The record is from RefSeq and is a predicted model, not a curated record. Lineage: Eukaryota; Fungi; Ascomycota; Eurotiomycetes; Eurotiales; Aspergillaceae. The transcript is spliced from 3 exons. The coding region runs from base 1 to 2292 and encodes 763 amino acids.